Chrysochloris asiatica (Cape golden mole) is the source of this 936-nucleotide messenger RNA. Its product is annotated as olfactory receptor 6C2-like. The record is from RefSeq and is a predicted model, not a curated record. Gene Ontology annotation, molecular function: G protein-coupled receptor activity; olfactory receptor activity. Gene Ontology annotation, cellular component: membrane. Lineage: Eukaryota; Metazoa; Chordata; Mammalia; Afrosoricida; Chrysochloridae. The transcript has a single exon. Gene Ontology annotation, biological process: G protein-coupled receptor signaling pathway. The coding region runs from base 1 to 936 and encodes 311 amino acids.
AUGAGAAAUCACACAGUAACAAGUUUCAUCCUGCUGGGACUGACAGACGACCCACAGCUGAAGGUUGUGACUUUCAUCUUUCUAUUUCUCACCUACAUGCUGAGUGUAACCGGGAACCUGACAAUCAUCUCCCUCACGUUCAUUGAUUCUCACCUUAAAACUGCCAUGUAUUUUUUCCUGCAAAAUCUCUCCUUCUUAGAAAUCUCAUUUACAUCUGCUUGUAUUCCCAAAUACUUGUACAACAUAUCAACAGGUGACAAGACAAUCACAUAUGACAAUUGUGUUAUUCAAAUUUUUUUUACUGACCUUUUUGCUAUUACAGAAUUUUUUCUCCUGGCCACCAUGUCCUAUGACCGGUAUGUAGCCAUCUGCAAACCCUUACAUUACAUGACCAUCAUGAAUAACAACAUCUGUAGAAAACUCAUUCUUGGUUGCUGGACAGCUGGCUUAUUGAUUCUAGUUCCCCCACUUAGUCUGGGCCUAAAUUUAGAAUUCUGUGACUCUAAUGUCAUUGAUCAUUUUGCCUGUGAUGUGUCUCCUCUCUUAAAGAUCUCAUGCUCAGAAACAUGGCUCAUAGAGCAGGUGGUGAUAGUCUGUGCUGUGUUGACCUUUAUUGUGACCCUCAUAUGUGUUGUUCUCUCGUAUGUGUACAUCAUCAAGACCAUUCUACGCUUCCCUUCUGCCCAGCAAAGGAAAAAGGCAUUUUCAACCUGCUCUUCCCACAUGAUUGUGAUUUCUAUCACCUAUGGAAGCUGUAUCUUCCUCUAUGUCAAACCCUCAGCAAAGAAUUCAGUGGCCAUCAAUAAGGGAGUAUCAGUCCUCACAACUUCUAUUGCUCCUAUGCUGAACCCCUUCAUUUAUACCCUGAGAAACAAGCAAGUGAAACAAGCCUUCAAUGAUACAAUCAAAAGAAUAGUAAUGUUCUUAAAGAAGUAA